CAGAGUGUUUGUUUUUUCAGGUAGAAAGUAAGUUUUUGUUGCUCCCUGUUAAUCUGUAGUAUGUAAUUUUACAGGUGUUUACAGAAUAUUGUGUUAUGUAUUUGAGAACAACACUAACUGAGGUGGAGACACAGAUGCAUAAAAGCAAAAGUGGAGCCAGUGCGCAGGCGGCGUAUACACCACAAGUGUACUGGUUUCAAAUGCUGAAAUUUCUCGACCAGUCAACAGAGGCCGACGAGAGUGUGUGCAAUAUGGAGAGCAUGGAAAGUGAAACUGGAAGUGAACGUGCCACACCGACGUUUGAGGAAAUGUUUGCGCAUGAGAUGCAAGAGCCUGUCGCAUGUAGCGAGGCACAGCCACAGCCCCUGCGUCAAGAGCGGCCUCCCACUAAAAGGAGGAAAGUCACGCCAGACGUGGCAACUAACGUCAUGGAGGAGGUCAGCAGGACACUUCAGGCUAUGGCUGAUGCUGCCAGAACCAUGCCUGUCCAUGAAGACCGCUACAGUACCCUUGGCGCCCACAUCGAAGCAGAACUGCGUGAAAUGGAAAGGGUGGGCGGCAGGGAAUACACCACUGCCACAAUGCACAGUCUGCAGCGGACAUUAAUGGACAGGUGGGAUUUGCUGCAUGCUACAGCCCGUGCACAACCGUCCACCUCUGGAUAUAUCCAGGCUGCCUUGCAGCAGGCUGGAAUAGAGGAUGAGGAUUCCAUUCCAUAAAUAUAUA
Molecule: messenger RNA, 726 nt
Organism: Schistocerca nitens (vagrant locust)
Lineage: Eukaryota; Metazoa; Arthropoda; Insecta; Orthoptera; Acrididae
Exons: 3
Coding region: 96-719 (207 amino acids)
Source: RefSeq, a predicted model, not a curated record